AUGGCGUCGUCACAAGCGCCUCCUGCGGCCCCGACCGAGGGCCAGGACAAUGGUCCCCGCGAGCCCAAGUAUGGCGGCUACACGCGCUUCGAGAUCGAGCUCGAGUUUGUACAGUCCCUGGCCAACCCCAACUACCUGAACCACCUCGCCGCCCAGAAGCUCCUCCAGCAGCCUGCCUUUGUCGCAUAUCUCAGAUACCUGCAGUACUGGAGCCAGCCACCCUACCUCAAGUAUCUCACCUAUCCGGGCCCGACGCUCAAGAACCUCGAGCUGCUGCAGCAGGAGCGCUUCCGGCGCGACAUCAUCAGCCCCGACUUUGUGGCCGCACUGAUCCAGGAGGGCACAAAGGCCGCCGUCGAGUGGCACAAGGAGAAGGAGGUCUGA
Messenger RNA from Diaporthe batatas, 384 nucleotides. RefSeq names its product mediator complex subunit SOH1. Gene Ontology annotation, cellular component: core mediator complex; mediator complex. The record is from RefSeq and is a predicted model, not a curated record. Gene Ontology annotation, biological process: regulation of transcription by RNA polymerase II. The transcript has a single exon. Gene Ontology annotation, molecular function: transcription coregulator activity. Lineage: Eukaryota; Fungi; Ascomycota; Sordariomycetes; Diaporthales; Diaporthaceae. Bases 1 to 384 code for a protein of 127 amino acids.